GUUGCGCGUUCCCGUCAGUCGACUCGGCUGGGCAUCACCACGUCGCCGUCCGGCCACUGCUGAUUGCGGUACGUGCAAGUUGGCCGCUGGCCCCCCGUUCCGUCGGACCUUUCAAAGCCAGCGAAGCCGAGCCGAGCGCCAUGCAUUCCAGACCCACAGACGACCGCGCGUGAUUAAUGGGGGAGGCAACCUUGUCCUUGGGCCUGAACAAGGUCGAGUACCCGAGGGUGGAGGCGGCGGAUGCGGCUUUGGCCUUCACUCUGAGCACCGGCGGCGGCGGCGGCGGCAGCUGGGUGGUGGAGAUGGAGAAGACGAUCGGCGACAUGAACGUCGACCCGGCGGUGGAGAUGGCGCGCUGGAAGCGCCACUCCGUCUACCGCGUCCCGGAGCGGAUCAAGAACCUGCACAACAGCAAGGCGUACCAGCCGGAGCUGGUCUCGCUGGGGCCCUUCCACCACGGCGACCCGGAGCUGCUCCCCAUGGAGGAGCACAAGCGCCGCGCCGUCGUGCACCUCGUCAAGCGCUCCGGGAAGCCGCUGCGGGAGUUCGUGGCCGCCGUCGCCGAGGUGGCCACGCAGCUGCUCGACGCCUACAAGGACCUCGGCGACGAGUGGCGCGGCGCCGACAACCGGGAGCGCUUCGUGGAGCUCAUGGUCACCGACGGAUGCUUCCUGGUGGAGGCCAUGCGGAUGGACGCGCUGCGGGGGAAGGUGCACGAGGACUACGCGCCCAACGACCCCGUCUUCAGCAAGUACGGCUACCUCUACCUCUGGAACUACAUCCAGUCCGACAUGGUCGUCGUGGAGAACCAGCUGCCGCUGCUCCUCCUCCAGAGGCUCCUCGUUGUCAUGGACCAUGACAGAUAUCAGAAUGCUUCAGGAGUGAGCAGGUUGGUGCUGGACUCUCUCUGCCCAUGGCGGCGGCACCUGGUGGGCAUCAACCACCUCGGCCUCCACCCGCUCGACAUCCUGUACACGAGCCUCACCCACGGCGACCACCAGGAGCGCACCGGGUCGACGGCGUACGUGAUGCCGUCGGCGAUGGAGAUCUACGAGGCCGGGAUCCACUUCAAGGUGAGCGACACCGACAGCCUCCUGGACGUCCACUUCGAGCACGGCGUGCUGAGCAUGCCGGCGAUCAGGGUGGACGACCGGACGGAGAAGAAGUUCCUGAACCUGAUGGCGUUCGAGAGGCUCCACCCGGGCGCCGGCAACGACGUGACGGCGUACGUGAUCUUCAUGGACAACAUCAUCAGCUCCGCCAAGGACGUGGCGCUGCUGCGGUCCAAGAACAUCAUCGAGUGCGGGCUGGGCAGCGACGAGGAGGUGGCCAAGCUGCUCAACAACACGCUGAACAAGGGCGGGGUGAUGAGCCCGUCCAGCAGGCUCCACGACGUGCAGCGGCGGGUCAAGGCCCAUUGCCGGAUGAGGUGGAACAGGUGGCGGGCCAACUUCUUUCAGAGGUACCUGAGGAACCCCUGGGUGUUCAUAUCCCUCGUCGCCGCCGUCGUCCUGCUCGUGGCCACCCUCUUGCAGACUGUGUAUACCGUUUUGCCUUUUUACUCUAACACUUAGUACUACCACUUUUUUCUUUCUUUUUGCGGGUAACACUUAGUACCACUUGAAUGUACACUGUAAUUUUUCUAAUAUUGAUUAAUGCAUACGCUUUGUCCUA
Molecule: messenger RNA, 1674 nt
Organism: Triticum aestivum (bread wheat)
Lineage: Eukaryota; Viridiplantae; Streptophyta; Magnoliopsida; Poales; Poaceae
Product: UPF0481 protein At3g47200
Exons: 2
Coding region: 177-1574 (465 amino acids)
Source: RefSeq, a predicted model, not a curated record